AUGGUCAACACUCUUGCUAAGUACCACGUGUUCUCAACAUUUGAUCUAAAGAGUGCAUACCAUCAACUACGCAUAAGCGAGUCUGAUAAACCCUUUACAGCAUUUGAAGCAAAUGGCAGACUGUAUCAAUUCACACAUCUUGAAAGGCUAAAACCACUGCAAGAACUUCCACCACCUACAAAGCGAUCGGCUCUUCAACGUGUACUUGGUAUGUUUGCUUAUUACGCUAAGUGGAUUCUGGAGUUUUCAGACAAGGCAUGGCCUCCCUACAAGGCUAAAUCUUUUCCUCUGGACCGUGAAGCGCUCACAGCUUUUGAUGACUUGAAGAAACUGCUUGGGGAAGCUGCCCUAAAUAGCAUUGACCAUGCCAUCCCAUUUGUUGUGGAGUGUGAUGCGUCGGAUGUGGCCGUGUCUGCUACUUUGAAUCAAGCUGGUCGGCCAGUAGCCUUCAUGUUUCGAAUGUUAUCUGGCAGUGGAGACAACGUUGUUCCUGACACUUUCACCCGAGUGUUCUGCGGAGCCAUCUCAUCGUCAAACCUCGCUGUCAUCCAUGAAGGGCUCUGCCACCCGGGGGUUGUCAAAAUGCUUCAUUUUGCCCGAACAAAGAACCUCCCAUUUUCUACAGAGGAUGUGAAAAAGGUCUGUUCAAAUUGUCGUGUAUGUGCUGAAAUCAAGCCAACAUUUCACAGGCCUACUGAAAAUACCCUUAUCAAAGCUACUCAACCAAUGGAUAGACUGAGCAUUAACUUCAAAGGUCCUCUUCCAUCACACAUGAGAAACUCAUAUCUCUUCAUUGCUGUGGAUGAAUAUUCCAGAUUUCCCUUUGCUAUUCCAUGUGCUGACAUGACAUCCUCAACUGUCAUCAGAUGUCUGGACACCAUCUUCUCGCUUUGUGGUAUGGCGAGUUUUGUCCACUCUGAUCGAGGAAGUGCAUUUAUGUCUCGUGAAGUGAAAACUCAUCUCGCUAGUCGUGGAGUGGCGUCCAGCAAAACUGCACCUUACCACUCAACAGGAAACAGUCAAAUAGAAGGGUACAAUGGCAUAAUCUGGAAGUCCAUAUGUUUAGCUGCCAAAUCUCGAGAUGUUCUGGAUACUGAAUGGGAGGCUCUCCUACCUGAAGCACUUCACUCCAUUAGAUCAUUGCUCUCAACAGCCAUCAACGUGACUCCACAUGAGAGGGUACAUUCCUGCCAAGGUCCUGUCUUCUUACGCCGAUUCGUCCGCUCAAGCAAAGGUGACCCUCUCGUUGAUGAGGUGGAGCUCCUCGAGGCUAACCCAACGUAUGCACACAUCAAGUAUCCAGAUGGACGUGAGUCUUCAGUUUCUCUCCGUGAUCUUGCUCCAUGCUCUAGUGGAACCUUAUUCUUAGACAUCUCUGCUGGAUCAACCUCACCUUCAGUGGAGCCAGAAACAUUGGAUAAUGGUGAGGAAGUUGCUGAAGAGGGAGAUACCGGGACGACAUUGCUGAAUCCUAGUAUCAUGCAGGAGUUACCUCUUCGUCGUUCUACUCGGCAGCGAAGAGAACCCCAGAGAUACGGCUAUAAUGUUUGA
Homarus americanus (American lobster) is the source of this 1551-nucleotide messenger RNA. RefSeq lists its product as uncharacterized. The transcript is spliced from 4 exons. The record is from RefSeq and is a predicted model, not a curated record. Gene Ontology annotation, molecular function: nucleic acid binding. NCBI's taxonomy places the organism in Eukaryota, Metazoa, Arthropoda, Malacostraca, Decapoda, Nephropidae. Gene Ontology annotation, biological process: DNA integration. Bases 1 to 1551 code for a protein of 516 amino acids.